CUGCGCUGGGCGUUUGCAAAACUGUCCACCAGUACACUACGCAAUUGCGCAAUAAGGGGAUGUUGUGCGAGCAGUGGCAAGAAAUAAAUAGUUAGAAACUUAGUGCAGCCACACGUGCAGGGGUGUGUCUGUUUGUAAUCACCCGUUCCUGGAGACAUUUGGUUCAGCACAUCGAGGAUACUUGGAUGUCCCUUCGUGCGACUCUCCAUAGUGAGCCGGCUGUAUCGUUACAUGGAGACACGAGAAGGACAACGAAGAAUAACCGUGGAACUGUGUCGGAUGUUUGCUGGUUGGACAUCGUAGUUCCAGCACGAUGCUAUAUGUAAUUUGUUUCAGAAGCUGGACGGUGGAUACAAUUGUCAAAAGUGCGGAUAUUUGAGCGGGACGCACGCACAAUGCACAUUGCGGACAUGGCUGUCUCUGUGUUUGUAGUAGUGAUCAUCGCCGUCUCGUUUCUGUCCAACGUGGUGGUACUGAUCUGCUUUCUGUACAACCAGGAGAUUCGAAAGCAGGUGCCCGGGUUGUUUAUCCUCAACCUAACCGUCUGCAACCUGUUGCUUACCGUGUCCAAUAUGCCUCUAACUCUGGUCGGACUUAUCAACAAAGGAAACACUGGAGGCAGCGGGUUCUGUCAAACUGUGGGUUUCCUGGACACUUUUCUCACCACCAACUCAAUGCUCAGUAUGGGGGCUUUGAGCAUCGAUCGAUGGGUGGCAGUGGUUUUUCCGCUGAGCUACCACUCCAGAAUACGACACCGGGACGCAGUGAUAGGGCUUGGAUACACGUGGAUGCACUCGCUCUCGUUCUCCACGGUGGCCACUUGCUCUUCCUGGGUUGGGUACCAUCACAUUUACGCAUCAUGUACGCUCUGCAAUGCGAGAGCAAGCGGCUCCCGGACGCAGUUUAUCAUCUACACUGUGGUGUUACACUCUCUCACGUUUCUCUUGACCUUAAUCGUGUUGUGUGUAACGUACCUGAAAGUUCUGAAAGUUGCGCGGUUUCACUGUAAACGCAUCGACGUGAUCACUAUGCAGACCUUAUUGCUGCUUGUGGAUAUUCACCCGAGUGUGCGCCAGCGAUGCCUGGAUGAGCAGAGACAGCGGAGGCAGAGAGCCACCAAGAAGAUCAUCACAUUCAUUGGAACGUUUGUGGUGUGCUUCGCCCCUUACGUCAUCACGAGAAUCUUCGAGCUCUUCACGCUAGGACAGAUAAACCCUCACUGGGGUGUCUUGUCUAAGUGUUUGGCCUACAGCAAGGCAGCCUGCGACCCUUUUGUCUACUCACUGCUCCGGAACCAGUACAGGAAGACAUGCAGCGACCUGACCAACAAGAUCCUGAAGAGAAGUUCCUUUAACUCCUCCGCCCGCAUGGUGGAGAACGGAAGGGUCAACGACACCAACAACUUCAAACCCACCCAUUGA
Oncorhynchus mykiss (rainbow trout) is the source of this 1421-nucleotide messenger RNA. RefSeq names its product G protein-coupled receptor 26-like. The record is from RefSeq and is a predicted model, not a curated record. Gene Ontology annotation, biological process: adenylate cyclase-activating G protein-coupled receptor signaling pathway. Gene Ontology annotation, molecular function: G protein-coupled receptor activity. Gene Ontology annotation, cellular component: membrane. Lineage: Eukaryota; Metazoa; Chordata; Actinopteri; Salmoniformes; Salmonidae.